Carlito syrichta (Philippine tarsier) is the source of this 2966-nucleotide messenger RNA. RefSeq names its product lipin 3 (gene LPIN3). Gene Ontology annotation, molecular function: transcription coactivator activity; phosphatidate phosphatase activity. The coding region runs from base 156 to 2714 and encodes 852 amino acids. The record is from RefSeq and is a predicted model, not a curated record. Gene Ontology annotation, biological process: fatty acid catabolic process; positive regulation of transcription by RNA polymerase II; cellular response to insulin stimulus. Gene Ontology annotation, cellular component: nucleus. NCBI's taxonomy places the organism in Eukaryota, Metazoa, Chordata, Mammalia, Primates, Tarsiidae. The transcript is spliced from 20 exons.
GAAGGGGUGGAGCCGGGAAACUCAUCCGGUCUUAGAGAAGCCGGAAGUGCCAGGUGAGCUCGGGCCGAGGACCUUUACCUGUUGAGCCUGUGCACCCAGGUAGAGACGGCGGGCGAAGUCCAGGAGGUCCAGUGGGCAACUCCCCAGCAGCAGCCAUGAACUACGUGGGGCAGCUGGCAGAGACGGUGUUUGGGACGGUGAAGGAGCUGUACCGGGGCCUGAACCCAGCCACGCUGAGCGGUGGCAUCGACGUGCUUGUGGUGAAGCAGAUGGAUGGCUCCUUUCAGUGCUCGCCCUUCCACGUGCGUUUCGGCAAGCUGGGCGUCCUGCGCUCACGGGAGAAGGUGGUAGACAUCGAGAUCAACGGGGAGCCAGUGGAUUUGCACAUGAAGCUGGGGGACAGUGGGGAGGCCUUCUUUGUACAGGAGCUGGAAAGCGAUGAGGAACCUGUGCCUCCCCGCCUCUGCACCUCACCCAUCCCUUGGGGGGGUCUGUCUGGCUUCCCCUCGGACUCCCAGCUGGGCACAGCCAGCGAGCCUGAGGGCCUCGUCAUGGCAAGCACAGCCUCCACGGGGCGGAGGAAGCGGCGUCGUAGGAGGAAACCCAAGCGGAAGGAAGAUGCCCUGGCAACUGAUUCUAGUUCAGAGGAACUGGAGACAGGUGCUGAGAGUGAGCUGUCUCUACUGGAAAAGCUGAAGCCAGAGUCCCCAGGCAGUGUCCAGUUGGAAGAGGAGUCCUCUCUGCAGCCCAAAGACAUCUACCCAUACUCCGAUGGCGAGUGGUCCCCCCAGGCCAGUCUCUCUCCAGGUGGGCUGACAUCCCCUAAGAGUGACUCAGAGCUGGAACUGCGGACCCCGGAGCCCAGUCCCCUGAGAGCUGAGUCCCACAUGCAGUGGGCCUGGGGGAGGCUGCCUAAGGUGGCCAAAGCUGAGCGGUUUGAGUCCCCGAAGGUCUUGGAAGGCAGCGCUGGGGCAAUCUCUCCUUCUCGGGAAGGACCCAGCACCCCCUCUGCCUCUGUGGCUGGCAUCAAUCCUUUGGGAUGCCCAGUCCUGCAAACAGGAGCUCACACUGACCUGCACCGGCCUGAUGCAGGGGAUCCCACUCUGGUGGGUCCCCCUUUCUACACCCCAGAGACAGAGGAAACUAAGACUCAGAGCCCCAGAGAUGUGGGCCUCCCUCCAGCCUCUAAGUCACAGAGCUGGGCUGCUCUGGAGGGUUCAGUUCCCAUUGGGCAGCCAGAGGAAGUCUCCAGGAGGAAAGGCUCCCUGAAGAGAAGCCAGCACCUGGGACCCAGUGACAUCUACCUGGAUGAUUUACCCUCCCUGGACUCCAAGAAUGCAGCACUUUACUUCCCCCAGAGUGACUGUGGGCUGGGGGCCAGAAGGUGGAGUGAACCUGGCAGCCAGAAGCCUCUGGGGUACCCCAGCCCUGAACAUGUGCCAGAACCCACUCUGGACACAGUGGACACGAUAGCACUAUCCCUCUGUGGCGGACUGGCUGAAAGCCGGGACAUUUCCCUGGAGAAGUUCAACCAGCAUGGCGUCUCCUACCAGGAUCUCACCAAAAACCCCAGUCUCCUGGAUGACCCAAACCUAGUGGUGAAAAUCAAUGGAAAACAUUAUAACUGGGCAGUGGCUGCUCCCAUGAUCCUCUCCCUGCAAGCCUUCCAGAAAAACUUGCCCCAGAGCACUGUGGACAAGUUGGAGAAGGAGAAGAUGCCACGGAAGGGUGGGCGAUGGUGGUUUUCCUGGCGACGCAGGGACUUCCCAACCGAGGAGAGUGGUGCCCAGAGGGAGAAAACCACAGCCAGGGAGCAGCAGGGGGGGAAGACUGAAGUCCUGAGCAGCGAUGAUGAUGCCCCAGACAGCCCUGUGAUCCUCGAGGUUCCCUCCCUGCCAUCCUCCAUUCCAGCCCACACUCCUACCUACAAGAAGUCCCUCCGGCUUUCUUCCGAUCAGAUCCGACACCUGAAUCUGCAAGAAGGUGCCAAUGAUGUGGUCUUCAGUGUGACCACCCAGUACCAGGGCACCUGCCGUUGCAAGGCCACCAUCUACCUGUGGAAAUGGGACGACAAGGUGGUCAUCUCUGACAUUGACGGCACCAUCACCAAGUCGGAUGCUCUGGGCCACAUUCUGCCCCAGCUAGGGAAAGACUGGACACACCAGGGCAUCACCAGUCUUUACAACAAAAUCCACCUAAAUGGGUACAAGUUCCUGUACUGCUCAGCGCGGGCCAUCGGCAUGGCUGACCUCACCAAGGGGUACCUGCAGUGGGUGAGCGAGGGUGGCUGUGGCCUCCCCAAGGGCCCCAUCCUGCUGUCUCCCAGUAGCCUCUUCUCCGCCCUCCACAGGGAGGUGAUUGAGAAGAAGCCAGAGGUGUUCAAGACUGCCUGCCUGAGUGACAUCCAGCAGCUGUUUUUGCCUAAUGGACAACCUUUCUAUGCUGCCUUUGGGAACAGGCCCAAUGAUGUCUUUGCCUACCGGCAGGUGGGCCUCCCUGAAUCUCGCAUCUUCACAGUCAACCCCCGGGGAGAGCUUAUCCAAGAACUCAUGAAGAACCACAAAUCCACGUACGAACGGCUCAGUGAGGUGGUCGAGCUCCUCUUCCCGCCUGUGACCCGUGGCCCCAGCACAGACCUGGCGAACCCUGAAUACAGCAACUUCUGCUACUGGCGGGAGCCAUUGCCCACUGUGGACCUUGAUGCCCUGGCCUGACUGUACUGGCUGCCCCCUUCUCCCUGGCCUGGCCCAGGACAGACCAGGUAUCCUGGGGCAUAGGGAGUUGGAAGCUGGGUGCCAACCCACUGAAGGAGAAGAGAGGGCUGGAGGUUGAUUGGUAGGCACGGGGACCCUCCACCCUCCCCGUCUUGUCUCCUGUCUCUCCCAGCUGAGCUGCAGCUGCUCGGGGCCUGAGUGUGGCCCUGGUCUGAAGCAAUUAGUUUGCUAUCUGGGCCUUUGCAGAGUUCU